AUGGCAACUUUUGCUGAGAAGCCUAGCAAACCGGGAGAUGUUGUUGCAAGUCAUUCAGCCCCGCGAAAGUUCAAAGCAUCCGAUCUUCCAUUGUCCUCGGCAACUCGAGCCGCAAUAGAGUCCCUGAAGCAUAGUUUCAAAAAGGGCGGAGCCUACGACUCCAUUCGAAAGCAAGUCUGGGAGAAGUUCGAAGCCAGUGACUGCGAGGCUACAGUUAAACAGGCCAUCCUCGAGGUAGCGGAGAAGGAGGUUGACCGCAACCCCCAGCAACUCCUCACCCUCGACCGGCUAAAGGCGAGCGCCCUCAUUGAUGGCGCGCUGGAACGAUCAGGUGUCUAUCAGAAGGCGGAAGGUGUCAUUGCUAAACUAAUCGACAUUGACGCUAUUGAGGAGCGCAUUCGCGAGAUUCGACGAGCUGAGAUUGGUGAAGAGGCCGCUGAGGCAGAGCGCAUCCGCGGCGCAAAAACCGAUGAGGAAUACGCUGCGGAUACAGAGGCACGGCAGGCGGAACGCGAACGAGUGCGCGAGGAAUUGCGUCUCAAAGAAGCCGCCAUUGAAGAAGAGAAGCGUCGCAUCAAGCAGGAGGAACAGAAGAAGGAGGAGCGGGAGCGGGAACAAGCCGAGCUGAAGCGCCAGGCAGAAAGAGACGAGCGACGCAGAAAGCGAGAGGAGGAACGUGCUGAGAGGGAACGCCUCCGGGAUCUGGAGCGAGAAAAAAGGCACAAGGAGCGUGAGCUUCGUGAAAAGGAGAGGGAUCAGCGGGACCGCGAGCGAUCUAGAGACAGAUCCCGAAAUCGAUCCCGAAAUCGAUCCAGAGACCGAUCCAGAGAUCAGGAUAGGGACAAGGACCGAGGGCGUGAUUGGUCAAGGGAUCGUCGGCGCGAUAGGUCCAAGACCAAAGACACAACGUCACAUCAAAAGAUGUCCAAGGAAGACAAUGAAAGACUGGAACAAGAGGCUUUAGCAGACCUUUUACGGGAAAGCUCCCGAUCUGAUCACACAAAGCCUGAGCUUGAAGUUGAUGCCGCGCUAGCACCGCCGCCCCGAAAGAGCGCUCCUGCAUCCGCAAUCAAUCCCAUCAAGCGGGACUCUCGCAAGGCCAGUGAAAGUGACCCCAGAAGCGAGAGACGAGACUCUAGAACAACGGGAGAUCCAAAGGUAUCCGUCUUUCGCGACGAAAUGAGAUCCAGCCGCAGCGCUUCUCGGCCAGUCGAGAGGGAUCGCGAGAAGCACAGGGAGAAGAGUCGUCAACGUGGGGAUAGUCGCCGGCGAGACAGGCGCUCACAAUUUCCAAGGCGAGAAAGAAGCCGAUCUCGCGACCGGGACAGGCGCAAUAGGAGUCGAUCAAAGCUGCGACGGGACAGGACCCGGUCUCGGCCGAGGAGGGACGACCGCCGUGAGCGAAGCCGUUCGCGGGACCGGACCGAUCGACGUAGGAGUCGGUCAAGACGAAGAGACCGCACCAGAUCCCCGGCACGGUCCGAGCGACGCGAACGCAGUCGGUCCCGCGCAAGGACAGACCACAAGGAUUGGGACCGAAGCCGUGAGCGAGACCGCUCACGCACCUCAGGCAGGACGGACAGACGCAGGAGCCGGUCUCGAAGACGCGAACGGAGUCGAUCAAGGGACAGCCGCCGCGGCGUAGCAGAUCGGUACGAUCAUUAUGAUCCUCGAGCGUCCGCCCGUUCGCCACGACGGUCCAGCCGUGAGCGAGCACGUGACAGGGACAGAGAUCGCGAUAGAGACGCAGACCGGGACAAGUUCCGCGAGCGUGACCGUCACAGAGAUCGUGACCGGGACCGCGAUAGAAGGAGUCGCUCUCGCUCCCGCCCCGGCACAUCGGUUGUCCGCACCGCCUCCGCCGCCCGCGAGGAGCACGAAGAGUGGAAACUGGAAGAAGUGCGGAAACGAGAAAAGGAAGCCAAAGCUUACCUGGCGGCCCAGAAGGAUGCCAAAGCCAAGGGCCUCCCUAUCCCCGGUGUAGACGACAAGAAGAUUGGGCGAGAUGACCGGUACAGAAGUAGAUCCAGGAGCCGCAGCCGCGAUAGGGCCAGGUAUCGCGACCGUGAUCGCGACCGUGAUAGGGACAGGGACAGGGACAGGGACAGGAGUCGUGAGCGAGACCGGGACCGACGCGAUAGAGAGCGAGAUAGAGACAGGGACAGGGACAGAGACAGAGACAGGGACAGAGACAGAGACAGGGACAGAGACCGAGACCAAGACAGAGACAGAGACAGGAGGGAUCGGGACGAUGGACGCAGGCGAGACCGUAGUGCAUCGCCCCGACGAGAACGGCGGCGCCCCCGCUCGACUAGUCGUCGUCGACGAAGCAGGAGCCGCUGA
Metarhizium album ARSEF 1941 is the source of this 2343-nucleotide messenger RNA. RefSeq names its product arginine rich protein. The transcript has 3 exons. Lineage: Eukaryota; Fungi; Ascomycota; Sordariomycetes; Hypocreales; Clavicipitaceae. The coding region runs from base 1 to 2343 and encodes 780 amino acids. The record is from RefSeq and is a predicted model, not a curated record.